UCUCCAUGGUCCAAAGAUCUAGCUCUCGCUUAGUUAAAACCCCUCCAAGUUCCCUUCUUCGCCGCCAUGGCAUCCUUCGCGGCUAUGGCGAUGUCGUCUGCUACUUUUUUCUACCCUCCAAGCUGUAGGUUUGCUUGUGCUCCCUUGUUUCUAAAGAGGCUCGACUUCGGUAAAGGUAAGAGUAGGGAUAGGAAAGGUUUAUUGGAUUCGCAGGCGACUCCUGCAAGAGAGUUGCUAGCUGCUAGAUCAUCCAAAGAGCGCCAUCAAGACCCAGAUGAGAAUGCCAAUGCAGGCGAGGAAAAUUUGAGCCCUUUGCGUGAAGAUUUUAAUUGGGAUUUCAGUUGGCUACCUGCUUUUCCUCACGUUCUCACCGCAUCCAUGGCUAAUUUCCUCUUUGGAUAUCACAUAGGGGUGAUGAAUGGGCCAAUAGAAGCCAUUGCAAAGGAACUUGGUUUCAUCGGGAACCCUAUUCUUGAAGGUCUUGUGGUUAGCAUAUUUAUAGUUGGUGCAUUUAUUGGAUGCAUAAGCUCUUCCUCUCUAACUGAAAAGCUUGGUUGUCGGCGCACAAUCCAAAUUGAUGCAAUUCCCUUAAUUAUCGGAGCACUUUUGAGAGGAAGGGAGAGGCGGACUCUCCGUGUCAUGCGUCUCGCAGAGGAAGGAGGUGGAAGAGGGCUCGAGCAACCUAUAGAAGCUCGAGCUUUGGGAUCGCUGCUCUGGGAAGAGAACGACGGGAUCGCGGCUACCUGGGAAGGGAACGACGAGAUCGCGGCUUACAUAGACCACCGAAACUCCCAUCUUCAUCCUUGUACUCCACUCCUAUCAGAAAUCCACUUCGCGGCUUCUUCCGAGGUCGAGGGCAGGGGA
This is a messenger RNA of Phalaenopsis equestris, 864 nucleotides long. RefSeq names its product plastidic glucose transporter 4-like. The record is from RefSeq and is a predicted model, not a curated record. The transcript is spliced from 4 exons. Gene Ontology annotation, biological process: monosaccharide transmembrane transport. Lineage: Eukaryota; Viridiplantae; Streptophyta; Magnoliopsida; Asparagales; Orchidaceae. Gene Ontology annotation, cellular component: membrane. Gene Ontology annotation, molecular function: hexose transmembrane transporter activity. The annotation marks the transcript as partial.